Messenger RNA from Cooperia oncophora, 312 nucleotides. The record is from the annotation of a GenBank genome assembly. NCBI's taxonomy places the organism in Eukaryota, Metazoa, Nematoda, Chromadorea, Rhabditida, Trichostrongylidae.
AUGAGUGGCAAAGAACGGAGAGAGAACUGGGAAUCGCUUCUUGAAAAAUUUUAUUCAUAUCUCGAGGAAGAAGUACAGGAUCAUGAAGUGCCCUACACCUUUGACAUGUUGAAAGAGGCCUAUCGACAGUGUUUCCCUUUUUGCGCUUUUAUGGUUGUGCCCAUGAUUGGGCCGAUGUUCCAAAUGAAAAACACUAGCAAUGAUGACGAAUACAAAAGAAAGGUUGAGAAGGUGAUCCUCGAGAAAGUUGAGUGUCUGCUGGACGACAUUUGCCAAUUCCAUCGCGAGAACAAGGAACGCAAAGGCGCCUGA